Messenger RNA from Epinephelus lanceolatus (giant grouper), 1468 nucleotides. The record is from RefSeq and is a predicted model, not a curated record. NCBI's taxonomy places the organism in Eukaryota, Metazoa, Chordata, Actinopteri, Perciformes, Serranidae.
AUGGAUCUCCAUGCAGAAGUUGAACGUGCUUUAGAGGAGAUGGAGUGGGGAGAGGUGGUCACCACUCUCAUAGGCGCUGUUCAUGAGUUACUGAAUGGCACAACCAACCCUCCAUCUCCUCCACCUACAACCCCUGCUCCUGUGUCUGCUGGGCUGGAACCCAACACCCAGCCUCAGCCAGCAGAUAGCCAGUUUGGAGGAUAUGGUGACUGGAUCCCACUAGGAGCAGAUCAUUAUAUGUCUGAGGAGCAACAUCCAUUAAUGGCUGCUCCCACCAUUUCUGAUGGACCUCUGCAUCAAGGGGACAUCAUGCAACCAGGUCAUCUGCAUUGUGGUGCAGGUGCAUGUUGCCAGGGACAGUACCUGCCAUAUCUAUGGCCUGUGGAAGACGUCCCGACCGCUGCAGGUGUCGGUCACCCUGCUGCUGCUCUUCCACAGACAGCAGCAGCCUUCAGUUACCCUGCUUCUCCUCCACAGCCAUUUACCAAUGUGCCAGUGGUAAAGCUCGCUGAAAGCCAGAGCCUGCACUUUGUUGGAGUGCUUAACGGACAGCUGUUGUACGAGGUGAUUGCAGGAGGUGACGCUCCUCCCGUCUAUGCUGCUCCUCCACAGAACACCUUCAACUCAAAAAAAAGAAAGCGCGACAGCCAACGUGACGAUGAUCGGCCGUACAUAAAGAGGCCUCCAAACGCCUUCAUGCUCUUUCUGAAAGAACAGAGGACACAUGUUGAGGCGGAAGUUGCAGAGAGAGGCAGUGCGGCCGUGAAUACGCUGCUGGGACAGAGAUGGAAGUCACUGACGAAGGAGCAGCAGGCCAAAUAUUUCAGCCAGGCCAAAACAGAACGACUGCUCCAUUCCCAGCAGCACCCUGAGUGGUCCACCCAGGACAACUAUGGCAAGAGGAGGAAGACACAGAGGAGCAAGGCCUCCAGGCUGGAUUCUCUGAAAACAGUAUCUACAUCUCUGACCUCACCCCUUGCACUGACUCAAACAUGGAGUCCACCCACUGAGACUCAAACACAAUCUACCCACUGAGACUCAAACACAGUCCACCCACUGAGACUCAAACACAGUCUACCCACUGAGACUCAAACACAGUCUACCUACUGAGACUCAAACACAGUCCACCCAAUGAGACUCAAACACAAUCUACCCACUGAGACUCAAACACAGUCCACCCACUGAGACUCAAACACGGAGUCCACCCACUGAGACUCAAACACGGAGUCCGCCCACUGAGACUCAAACACGGAGUCCGCCCACUGAGACUCAAACACGGAGUCCGCCCACUGAGACUCAAACACGGAGUCCGCCCACUGAGACUCAAACACGGAAUCCACCCACUGAGACUCAAACACAGUCCGCCCACUGAGACUCAAACACGGAGUCCGCCCACUGAGACUCAAACACGGAGUCCGCCCACUGAGACUCAAACACAGAGUCCGCCCACUGAGACUCAAACACACAG